CUCGAUUGGGAUGACCCCAUUCCUAAUUCCCACCUGAUAAAGUGGAAAGCUUGGUUAAGAAGGCUGCCAGAGUUAGAGCAAGUAAGUGUACCACGAUGUAUACAACCUAAGAAGAAAAACGUGAUCGAGUCAGAGAUCCAUACGUUCUGUGAUGCCUCGGAGGAAGCUUUCGCGGCCGUGGUCUAUUUGAGAAGCAUUUAUGACGACGGCGACGUACGGUGCUCCUUCCUGAUGGCCAAGACGAAAGUAGCUCCGCAGAAAGCUUUAAGUGUAGCAAGGCUUGAACUGCAAGCUGCCCUUCUAGGUGCUCGCCUAGCGAAUUAUGUUAAAGAAGCUAUGACACGACACAUUGACCGCGUGUUCUUUUGGACGGACAGUAAAUGUGUUAUUGGUUGGAUACGAUCUACUGCAGUUUGGUAUAAGCCGUUCGUCGCUCACCGAGUUGGCGAAAUCCAAACGUUGACAGACUCAAAGUCCUGGCGCCACGUACCUGGCCGACUGAAUGUAAGUGACUGUGCCACCCGUUCGAGAUUUGAUGAGCGAUCGGAAUUGAUUCCCGUGCGUUGGUUCACUGGUCCUGAUUUCCUUUAUCAAGUUGAAGAUAACUGGCCAAAGGAAAUGCCUGUCGAAGAGUUACAGCAACACGAAGAAAUCAAACCAAGCAAAAUAUUCGUUGCCAAAUCCAACCCAGAGCGUGUUCCCGUCUAUGCUGACGUCGACUUAGAGCGAUUUUCGUCCCUGUCGAAAGGACAGCGAGUAGCAGCGUUAGUUCAUCGUUUCUUCAAUGUAUGUAAAGGAAAGAAACCAAAGAGUAGUGUCGUAACCGUACAAGAAUUACGAGUUGGACAGACUGCUCUAGUGCGCCAAUGUCAACGAGAAGCAUUCCCCGACGAGCUCCAAUCCUUGGAAAGAACGAAUAGUGUCAGCAAGCGAUCAAAACUGUUGCCUUUUACCCCCUACCUGGACGAGAAUAACGUAAUCCGUGUUGGAGGAAGACUUGACCGUGCUCAAUUACCUUACGAAGUGCGACACCCGAUCCUCCUACCUCAGAAACACCGUUUGACCCAGCUGAUUGUCGGGAGCUAUCAUCGGUUCGAAAAACACGGAGGAACUGACCACGUUUUGGCCGCAAUUCGUCAAAAGUUCUGGAUAAUUCGCGGACGACAGGAAGUCAAGAGUUUCAAGAGAAAGUGCACUCAGUGUAAGAAAGAACGAGCGAAGCCCGGCAGUCAGUUACUAAGUGAACUUCCUAUCGAAAGAAUAACUACCAUGCAACCAGCAUUUUACCACACUUCUGUGGAUUAUUUCGGGCCAAUCGAAGUCAAGUUGACUCGAAACACGAAAGCGAAGAGAUACGGCGCCCUGUUUACAUGCAUGACGACUCGAUGUGUUCAUUUGGAAGUUGCUGAAUCGUUAUCUACCCCUGACUUCCUACAAGCUCUUCACAAGAUGAUGGCGAGGCGUGGAGAGCCAAGAUCUAUCUACAGUGACAACGGCACGAACUUCGUCGGCGCAGUCUCUGAAUUGAAGUCGAUGGUUAGAGAACUAAAUCAUAGUGAAGAACUUCAAACCCGCCUAGCUAGAAUUGGAGAAGGAAUUACCUGGAAGUUCCAACCCCCUGCAAGCCCUCACUGGGGAGAAGUACACGAGAGUUUAGUUAAGUCAGUCAAGACAGCACUUAACCGUACCCUGAAUCCAAAAGGAGGACCAAAAAGAAGUAACCCUACAGAUUUGCAGUUGUCCGCUCUCUUUGCCGAAGUCGAGCGAUUCGUCAAUUCACGACCGAUAACAUAUGUCAGCAGCGAUCCUGAGGACAUAGAGGCUCUGACACCCUACCAUUUUUGGUUACAUCGACGCUCGCCAGUUGUCCCACUCGGAGAGUACAGCCGACCAAACUUUCAAGGUCGUUUCAAACAGACCCAGCACUUAGCAAAUGUCGUGUGGCAGCAGUGGGUGAAGCUCUACCUGCCUAAUCUCAUCUCCCGGAAGAAGUGGCGGAACGAGGAAAGGAACAUUUCAGUUAACGACGUUGUUCUCAUAGCAGAUCCGGGUCUUCUACGUGGUGAGUGGAAGUUAGGACGAGUUGUUGAAACAUGUCCUGGAAAAGACGGACGAGUUCGAGCUGCCAAAGUGAAGACUAACAAUGGUGUUUAUACCAGACCAGUUACGAAAUUAUGUCUUCUCGAAGAGGAAUGCGGAUACGAUCGUCGCCCCGAUGAAAUCGAGACGAACGAUGGGGAGGAGUGAUGGACGGGCGUUGAGAAACUUUAUAUGAAGUAUGCGUUUAUUAUACUGCGGGCUCAAGAACAAACGUUGUCGUGACGUUUUGAGAGAACUGAGUUGUUUAAAAGGAAAUUGGUCGUUUUGUACGCUGUUUUGGACGCUUUUGGAUCGCGAAAACUUGUUAUUAUUGUCGAUUUUGUACUGCUCUGUUGGCUGGCUUGAAUCAAGAAGAUUUGACUGUUUUUGAACGGUAAAAAUGAGCAUAAUUUGACUGAUUUAUUUCCGUAUAUGGGUCAUUCCAUUUAUUAUCCGCACCCCCCCUAUGGAUGAGCUCUGGUAAAAAUGUUACCUGUAGGAAUCGGAUUUCAGAGAAGUACCCUGUUGGAAUCGACAGUAUCAAUCUAAACCCUAGGAAUGCUGCUAAUUGCCAAUAUCUCACUGGUAGGAAUCUGCUAAUUGCCAAUAUCUCACCGGUAGGAAUCUGCUAAUUCCCAAUGUCAGACCGGGGGGGGGGGGGGGUGAGAAUAAUAAAUGAAAUUAUUAUGAUUCUCAUAAUAAAUAUUUGGCAAUAUAGUAUGCUACACCUUGACGGCAAUAUCUGACCGGUAGGAAUCGGGCCAAAGGAAUCUGUUAAUUCCCAAUAUCUGACCAGUAGGAAUCCCCUAAGUCCUAAUAUCUGACCGGUAGGAAUCCGCUCAUCCAUAGGGGGGGUGCGGAUAAUAAAUGGAAUGACCCUAUGUGACGGUCGUAAUAUUUUAACUUAGACAGUCUCAGUUUAUUCAUUUAUGUAUUGUGUAAGGUUAAUAGGUAUGUUUUAGUAUUUCUGUAUUAUUUCGCUUUGUAAGUUUAUGAAUAUUUGUCUUUUUAGCGUGAAAAAUAAAACCGUUCGUUAUUGUGAGUGGUGUGUACUUCAUGUAACAUUUAAUAUACAGUCCCCAAAUACAAGUAUUGAAGGCGCGUGGGUUGGUCGUCAACAAACAUUGAAACGAGGCCCAUAGGCGUGAACAUUGUAUACCAAGUAUCAAAGAAAAUAACUUUGACUCUUGGGAUAUAAUAAUUAAACUGAUUUAAUUACAGUGUUUUGGGCGCCAGACAAUCUCCCUAUGUACGUCCAUCCACUCCCUGUGCAGUCUGAUUCAGGAAUCGCCUCGCCACCACUAUGGCAUUCUGUUUCUGCAUAACCAACGCUGUUUCUUGAUUUGAUGAAAUAAAUUCCACCACUUCCACUACAAGAAUGAACAACAAAGGAUAAAUCUAGGUGGAAUCCUUGCAUCUGUUCACGGAAACCUGCUCGGCUGGGACGAGAAAUUCGCCCGCAUAGUCCAGCCAAUCGGGCUACGUAAGACGCGGGAUGCAUGCAUGCUGUAUACAGCCCCGUGGACGCGCAGCGUCCGACAGCUGCAUAUAGCAUACAUCAAC
This is a messenger RNA of Paramuricea clavata, 3642 nucleotides long. Lineage: Eukaryota; Metazoa; Cnidaria; Anthozoa; Malacalcyonacea; Plexauridae. The record is from the annotation of a GenBank genome assembly.